AAGUUUAACCUUACAUAGAAGCAACCUUUUUCAUAAAGGAUAGAUAUAAGGAGAAAUUUGAGCUGAUCAUCACGAUAAACACUUGUGGACUCAAGGAAGAAUGUAUGCAAGAUUGUCUUAUGAGAUGAAAUAUUGCUGUCAGUUAUGACUUAUCUCUACAUCGUGAAGCUGUCAGAAAUUAUUUCAGCAUUCUUGUACUUAAUAUUGGUUCAUUAGAAAGUACAUGUAACAAGACUGUUGUUUGAGAGAGUUUAAUGUUCACCAUGAAAGCAACCAUUCAUAUAAGCAACAUUGUUAGCAUUUUUAUUAUUAGUUCAGUCAUUCACAGAAGCAUUUAUUAGGCACUACAAAUAUCCUCAAACCUCAGUUAAGUAGGACUUAGAGAAUGGGAAUUUUCCAUGGGACUAUACACUUGAUAUCAGUGGAGCAAUGGAAACUAUGUCAAUGAUGAAAAAGACGUGUCCUUUGUAUCAAAAUAAAGCUGAUCGUGGGACAGCAAUAGGGGGUAUUAUCAGUCAGUAUCUAGAGAAGAAGUGUGAACUGGAGGACCAUGCAGUACAUCUAUUAUUCUCAGCUAACAGAUGGGAGGCCGUACCAAAGAUGAAAGAGCAUUUACUCCAGGGGACAACUCUCAUUGUUGACAGAUAUGCGUUUUCAGGAGUGGCGUUUACUGCUGCUAAACAGGGUUUCGGCUUAGACUGGUGUCGACAACCAGACAUUGGUCUCCCAAAGCCAGACCUCGUCCUGUACCUGACCCUGACACCAGAAGAGGCAGCCAAGAGAGGCGGAUUUGGGGGAGAGAGAUAUGAAAAUACACCUUUCCAAGAAAAAGUGGCAAAGAACUUUGAACAUCUGAAGGAAAACAACUGGAGGGUAAUUGAUGCUGGAAAAGACAUGGAGUCCCUUCAUGAGGAAAUUCAAGAAAUCACCAGAGCAGUCAUUAAAGACAAUAAAGAUAAGGACAUUGAGAAACUUUGGAUAAACCAUGAUUACCCUGUUAAGAAGCGGAAGUCUUUGGGGGAAAUAAACACUAACCAGUGUAUGGGAGACCAACUGAAUGUCAAGUGAUCAUGACCUACAUUUUAAAUUUAAAAAGUUGUAAUUUUAUAUCUAUACUCUAGAUCAUUUUAUGUUGAAAUCAUAUCAUAUAUACAUAAAGGGACAUGACAUGUAUUUUUAAGCCGUUUUAUUCCUUUUGGACAACCUGUGAUUAUUUCAAAUAUAUUAAUGCCCCUGCACAUGGAUUGAAUACUUUGCACAAAGUGAACAGCAAUUUAUUAUACUGCACUGGACUUAAUCAAAAGGGGAAAAAGUGGUGGUCCGAACACUGCAGUUAGUGGGGUACCUUUGAGCUUGUAUACAGUAUAUAUAAUACUUACCUAUAUGCAGGGAACAGGAUGGAUGUAACAAGUACUAAUAAUUUUAAUUAUUAAAAUGAGCACUGGGCAAGUUAAUUAUAUAUUCACACCCUAUUCUUGUACAUGGGUGGAAUAGUAUUGAUUUUCUCAAGUAGAAAAAUUGUUAAUGUCAGUGUAUUUAUUUAUUUAUGAUCUAACAUUAUUUUAUGUAAAAUGAUAAAAACUGUCAUUAUGUAUGGUUGUUGUUACUGUUUGGGGCAAUUUUAAUGAGUGAACUCUUCAUUUUGCUCUGUAUAGCGAAGCUGUUACUUGGGACAUAUUUCAGAUUUGUUGAGAUUUUAACACAUCCCUGUCAAACAUUUUUCAAUCCAUAUUACUGUAGAUUUGAAAAGUAGUAAUAUGUUUGGCAGGAUAUCGGAAUUGUGCCCUUUUUGGUUCACAUUUAUUUGUGUCGAAAGUACCCUAGGUUCUAGAUUCCGGUAUUGCCAGCUCGAUCUUGAUUUCAUAUAUAACCCAUAUCAACAAUACCGGCUCUAGUGAACAGCGGCCAUGUUACACUUCCGUCAAUCAAAUAGAACUGCUCCGCAGUGAAUCUACAGUUGAAUGUCAUCAGACCAAAAU
Messenger RNA from Lingula anatina, 1979 nucleotides. RefSeq names its product thymidylate kinase. Gene Ontology annotation, cellular component: mitochondrion; nucleus; cytosol. Gene Ontology annotation, molecular function: nucleoside diphosphate kinase activity; dTMP kinase activity; ATP binding. NCBI's taxonomy places the organism in Eukaryota, Metazoa, Brachiopoda, Lingulata, Lingulida, Lingulidae. Gene Ontology annotation, biological process: dUDP biosynthetic process; dTDP biosynthetic process; dTTP biosynthetic process. The record is from RefSeq and is a predicted model, not a curated record.